AUGUCCGCCAUUACAGACCUAAGCAUCUGCAUACGUGGGUUUGUCAACAUGAACGUGCCGCAGGUAGUGGAGACUGUGGUGUACGCCUGUCUGGGGACUCUGGUCACCCUGGUCGGUGUACCCACCAACAUCAUCAACUGUCUUCUCUUCUGGCGACAGGGUCUCCGAGAUCGGAUGAACGUGUGUCUCUUCUCGCUGUCGUUGGCUCACGGUUCUUUCUUUGUCAUCGUGUUUUUCACAUUCCCUGUCGCUUCAAUAAUCCGCCUCCACGAUCUUGUUCUUUCUCAAGAAUACUUUUCUAAAGUCACAUUAGCUUUGACUGGUGUUGCUCGCGGUUUCUAUCUGACAUCCUCUAUUAUCAACAUGGCGGUGGCUGUGGACACGUGUGUUUGUGUCGUCUUUCCACACCGUGCUGCCAGCAUUAUGCGCACCAAGACGAUGGCAUCGCUGAUAGUCUCGUGUUUCUUGCUGACUCAGGGUUGUUAUGUACCGUUUCCAUUUUCUUACAGUGCUGCAAAGAUGUCAACUGUAAACUGCACCUACUGGUUUCCUGUCUACACUCAGUUUUACGACAACAACAAAUUGUUUCUGUAUUUGUUUAGAAAUGUCACUCUUGAAACUGUAUUUCCAGUUGUCAUUCUGACUGUCGUGACAGUAACAACGAUUGUCACAGUCAAGACACUGAGGACAGCGAUGAUGUGGCGAGAAAACACAAGUUGUGUCGCUAACAACAUUCAAAGGCGACAGGUGGCGCUGAACAAGAUGUUGACCAUGGUCGCCAUCGUCUUCAUUGUCACCUACAUACCUCACGUGGCCUGUCAGUUAAGUUUUUGGUUUGUAGUGGAUCGGUUUUCGGACUCUUAUGUCACAGACCAGUUCAUGGCAGUCAUAUCCAUCACAAGUGUAGUGUAUCAAGUGAACGGCUGUCUGAACAUCUUCAUCUACUAUCAUCGGUCUUCUCGGUUUCGUGAAGAAUCACACAGCCUGUUACGGUGUUUGACAAGCCAUCCUAGUGACGUCACUAAAGUUGAACGUUAG
Pomacea canaliculata is the source of this 1038-nucleotide messenger RNA. RefSeq lists its product as uncharacterized. Gene Ontology annotation, molecular function: G protein-coupled receptor activity. Gene Ontology annotation, biological process: G protein-coupled receptor signaling pathway. Bases 1 to 1038 code for a protein of 345 amino acids. Gene Ontology annotation, cellular component: plasma membrane. The transcript has a single exon. NCBI's taxonomy places the organism in Eukaryota, Metazoa, Mollusca, Gastropoda, Architaenioglossa, Ampullariidae. The record is from RefSeq and is a predicted model, not a curated record.